Molecule: messenger RNA, 1785 nt
Organism: Trichobilharzia regenti
Lineage: Eukaryota; Metazoa; Platyhelminthes; Trematoda; Strigeidida; Schistosomatidae
Source: the annotation of a GenBank genome assembly
AUGUCAUCUACACAGAAUUCAUGGAAAUCGAUGAAAUCAGAAGGUGCAAUACUCACACGUCUUCUUCACUCUCCAUCCAAUUAUCUUCACCAUCAAGUGGUUGAUAAUGAUGAAAUUGUGAUUGUUCAGCCUACAGAUCGAGAAGAAGAUGGUCGAAGGGGAGAAGAAGAAGAGGAGAGAGAGAAACAGACGUCAAUCACAAUCGAAGUAGGAGAAGAUGUUGGGGAGGAGUUGACCGAUGAAGAUGGUGAAAUGAUAACAAUUCAACCCUCACCCUCGAUAUCUUCUACAAAUUCCACUUCGACAUCACAUCUAGUCAAUACACUUGUCAAUUCUACGUUGAAUGAAAUUCCUGUCAGAUUCCUGACGACACAGUCAUCUUCUAAGCCUGUUAAUAUCCUACCAGUGAAUGAUACUUCACAAACUUUAUCAACAAGUACACGAGGACGUGGUGCUCCACCUCAAAGUCUAUCAUUCCGACCAAUAUUACCAGCUGAGAGUACCCGCUCAACAAGUCUACGAAAUCCAUGUAUUGUCUCCAACUCCACUUUACCCACACUUUGGUUACGUUCAUCUGACACGAAUACGACAAUCGGUAUUACCGUUCCAGGAGGUGUGCGUAGUCAUACUGACCUGACGAGUGUUCUAGCUCAGAGUGCAGCUGUAAUGCAUUGUUCAACGAGGAAUAUUAUUAAUCGAUCUCCUGGAGCUAUAUGCUGCACACCAUCUGUCCCUGAGAAUACCACAGACGAUAACAGUGGGAAUAAUGCCAUCAAUAAUACUGCCCCUGGUAUUAUUAGCUGUGAUAGCAAUAGUAGUGGUAGUAGUGGUGUUUGUGUUGAUGGUGGUAUAAAAAUUCCUACGACUUCAGUAUUACCGAAUUUAUCACGUGAAUCAUCAGGUGGCGAUUAUUUAAUUCUCGAUGUCAAUACUAACACACAACAAACACUGAAUGGAAUUCCCCAUCCUGGAGCUUCAUUCAAUACAAAAUCUGUGAAUGAGCUGCACAGAUAUCAGUGUGCAUAUCCUGACUGUGUUGAAGUCUACUCAAAUGUGCAUAGACAGAAAGAAUCUGUUGAAUGGGAUAAUGGUAAAAGACGGUAUGUUUGCAGAGAGCGUGAUUGUGGUGCCGCAUUUGUUCGAUUCUAUGUGGCAAAACUCCAUGCGUUAACUCAUAGAGUUGAUCGUAAAAUUUCCACACGACUCUCAGAAUAUACUGUAUAUGUGCAGCAUCUUAUGAAUGGAAAGAAUUCUGGUGUGGGUGGUGAGCGGACAGUUGUCAGUCCACGAAACUUAGGUCCAACAAUUCCCACCGACACCACCACAAUCACCAUCACCUCAACAGCAACAACAACAACAACUACAAGUACAAUAAACAUCCCUUCACCAAUUACUCUCCUGAAGUCACCUAGUCAAUUCAGUAAGCAUAUCGAAACAUGCAAAUGUCGUAAAUGUCGUUGGCUCCCACACGCGCGUCCACCAAAUUCGAAACCUUCACCUCGAAUACCUCCUAUUACGCAUAUCAAUGGGAAAAAUUGUAUUGCCUUUCCACGCUCAUGUCCAUGGAAAACAUGUAGUAAGAUAUAUGGAAGUUUCAGAGAUUUAAUUCACCAUAUUUAUCGGCAUACUGGUGAACGACCAUUUGUCUGUGAUGAAUGUGAAAGAACAUUUAUACGAAAGCGUGAUCUACUGAGGCAUCGUAAUGAUCAUUCAAGAGGUGGAGAACAGCCAAGAUCUUUGUUUCGAAUUUCAGACUCCUUCACAGGCAACAAGUCAACGAGUUGA